Molecule: messenger RNA, 3145 nt
Organism: Pararge aegeria (speckled wood butterfly)
Lineage: Eukaryota; Metazoa; Arthropoda; Insecta; Lepidoptera; Nymphalidae
Product: N-alpha-acetyltransferase 35, NatC auxiliary subunit
Exons: 17
Coding region: 1-2700 (899 amino acids)
Biological process (GO): N-terminal peptidyl-methionine acetylation
Cellular component (GO): NatC complex
Source: RefSeq, a predicted model, not a curated record
AUGAUGCCCAGACCGUGGUAUAGGCCGGGCUGGUUGCUUCGAUUACCGUUCCAAGGUGGACCGUGCAAAUGUGAUAGUAUGCGUUGCAAAUGCUGUACCGGUAUUCGAGUGCAAGCUCUCAAUUUGGAUAGACAGACUUGCGGUAUUUUAACAUACGACCCUCAACAAUCCAUGAUUGACUUCGAAGUCGUUAUGAACAAUGCAAGCGUACUGAGAGAAUCCUUUUCAAGUCGAAAUCCACCACCUUUCUGCGUGCCUGUACCAGUCCCAUACUUACCACCUGGUUUAGUCGACAUGUGUGUGAGACUAUUCGACGUCAAUUUAGUAGAUCAAAGGCUCCACGUUUGCAUGGAUAUGGAUACUAGAAUCGAUAAAGCACCAAUAGUGAUUCUGCACUUUGAUUGUAUGGAUAUGGGUGCAGGAGGUGUUAGUUUAACCAAACCCGGUGACGGCUCGGACUCAAAUAUUGUACCACCUGGUACUACAACAGAACCUAGUCAAGCGGAUAGUGAUGUGUACGAUCCUGUUAUAGAACAGGAAACGAUAACAGAUAAAUCGUUGACAAUGGAGUCAUUACCAACCUCACCUGAAGUAACCUAUAAUUGGGUUGAUAUAACUACAGAUUUCUUUAAUCAUAUACAAGAUCUGCAGUUAGGUGAAUUGCUCCAUGAUGGUCACCUUUUCGGUCUCUUUGAGGCCAUGUCAGCCAUUGAGAUGAUGGACCCAAAAAUGGAUGCUGGUAUGCUGUGUAAUCGAGGAAAUCCUAAACCGUUGAAUUUUCAGCAGGCUGUUGCGUGUGGUAAGCUCAAAAUAGAUGACCUAGAUCCAUCAGAAAUCAUUGGAGUCAUAGAUGCUACUGUCGCAUGUAUUGUUUCAUGGUUAGAGGGGCAUUCCCUCGCACAGACAGUGUUCACAAACCUGUACCUACAUCAACCCCACUUGAUUACAAACAAAACUCUGAAAGCUUACUGCAUAGCUGUUUAUAAGCUAUUGGAUUGUAUUAGAGAUUGUAUUAACAAAGCACAAGUGUUUGAAGAAGAAGAUUUUCUACCAAUGGGUUACGGUUAUCGCUUGGGUUCAAAUCCUCAGAUAGGAAACACAUACAAUGCUAAUCUAGAAGUCAGUGAACAGAAAUGUAUUGCGAUGCUUCGAGAGCAAGAAGAGGAGCUAAACAAGAAAGCAAGGAGUCACGAAGAUGAGGCUAAUGAAUUAUGGACGGCUUUAGCGGCUAGGAUCCGUUUCACAAGAAUGUUCUACCAAGCUCUUCUGUUGAUAACUCGAAGGGACUCCCAAUCUGGAGCCGACUGUGUUGCAUUGCUGAACGGGUGCUCCGAAAUGAUGAAGGUCAUAACUAGGACGGUGGGAAAAGGGACGCAGCCUUUAGAAAAUUCUGAUUCUCCUAACCCAAUUGGCUUCGAACCAAUGAUCAACCAACGCCUCUUGCCGCCAACUUUUCCUCGGUACACCCGCAUUAAGCCGCGCGCAGAAGCGUUGCAGUAUUUCGAUGAGCUCGUCACUAGACUGCGCCACGCGUGGAAGAUCACCUCGGCCACCAAUUUUCAUACAGCACUUGACUUUUUUAUGGAGUUUAGCCGUCAACGAGCUUGCAUACUAUCCAGAUCUGCAUUGCAACUGCUCUACCUGAGUCCGUCUCCCGCCUCUACUGCCUCCAUGGCCCAAGCCGCAGCCAACACUCCAGCGGGUCAGCAGAGACCUCAACACGUGUUUAUGGACAUCCUGAGGGAGUCGGUGAAGAGCUUUGUGAAUCCUCCCAAUGUUUCAAUGAAGGCAGCGGUCGGAACGAAUCCUCCGACGCGAGAAUUUGUGGAGAAUUUCCUAACACGGUGCAUUCGUCCGUUUGCAGUAUUAGUGCAAGUGUGCGGACACAAUCGCGCGAGACAGCGGGAUAAGCUCGCGUUAUUGUUGGACGACUUUGCUGCACUUCAAGAUGAAGCGGAAAGUGUAGAUGCACUAGUCAGCGGGGCAGCCGGCACGGUCCUCAGGCCUUACUUCACGACCUGGAUACUAUACCACGUGCUACGUGUCAUGAUUGCGUACCUGCUAUCCGGCUUGGAGCUGGAGUUGUACAGCGUACACGAAUACCAUUAUAUCUUUUGGUAUCUAUACGAGUUUCUAUACGGUUGGUUGGUGUCCGCACUCGGUCGUGCGGAUGGGCUGGCGGGCGAAGUCCGGAAAUCCGACGCGAAGAAAAGCGGCGCGCGGAAACUGAAGAAACGUACGCGCCCCUACGCGAGGGAGGGGCUCAUGUGCCAAGUGAUGCAGAAUAUGUGCGGGGGGUAUUAUAAGGCUCUUGUCGCAUUCAAAUUGCAAGGAAAGAUCCGACAGCCGCAGUCGGAGUUCGACAACGAGGCAGUGAGGUACAAGCAUAGGUUCGCGCCUUUGUCUGUACUGACGCCGCCGCAAGUACAUUAUCACGAGUUCCUGGAAUUGACGCAACCUUUACAAUACGAAAAUCCUGUAAUUUUAUAUCUAGGCGGUUGUAAGCAUUUCCAACAAGCUAGAUCUUUGUUAGAAACUAUUUCAGUACCAGACAAUGAGGUAACAGAUCUCCUGAAAGUAGCCAAAACAAAUUUUGUAGUGUUAAAACUAUUAGCGGGCGGGCAUAAGAAGGACUCAACCGUGCCGCCCGAAUUCGAUUUCUCAGUACAUAGACACUUUCCUAUAAUUAAAUUAGUGUAAAUAAUGUAAUAUUAUUUAAGAUUUUAUAAGACUAUCGGUCUUUGGAUUUAUUGCUGUAUAAAGUUGUCGGAAGAAGUUUGUAAUAUAAAAUCUGACUGCUAAAACUCGAAACUAAAGGUCAGAACGUUUCUAUUUUAGGAAUAAUUCAAUUUUUUUAUAUAAUUAAAUUUUUUAAUUAAUUAUAAUUUCAAUUUCGUCAGAGCGACAUAAAAGAACAAAGAAAUAUACAUAAUAUUUCGCAGACGUUAGCUCAUAUAAUAUACCAUACCAUUAGCACUCAUUUCUUUAUAUAGACUAUGGGACCGAGCAAACCAAAAAUAAAUCUGUUAUAUUUUGUUAUAAUUUUGCAAUCGGUAGGGAUUUCGAAGUUUUGUGAGAGUCAUAAUGUGAAUUAAAAAAAAAAAACUAUGUAUUGUGAAAAGCAACAAUUUUAUGUAAUAUACAA